Messenger RNA from Dermacentor silvarum, 1330 nucleotides. RefSeq lists its product as uncharacterized. Bases 260 to 1213 code for a protein of 317 amino acids. The record is from RefSeq and is a predicted model, not a curated record. Lineage: Eukaryota; Metazoa; Arthropoda; Arachnida; Ixodida; Ixodidae. The transcript is spliced from 8 exons.
GCCACGGCAGUCUCUCCUGACGCAGCCUUAGGCAACGGUCGUUACCGUCGGCAACGCAGGACCGUCGCUUCAACACCAGCGCGUCUCCGGCGGUUGCCGGGCGAGUCGGAGGGGGAACCGGACAUCCAGGGACGGGAAAGAGGCCCUCCUCGUCGUGAACCUCUGGCUGCUCGAAGACGAUCGCGCCAGAGAUCGUCGUGUUGCUGGUUCUCUGACUGUCCGGUUUCUCUGAGCCGCCACUACACCAGCGGCAGCCACCAUGAGCGAUGACCUCGACUUCCCUGCAGAUGAUUCGGAGGUGUCGAGUCGGCAUGAUGACGGCGACAUUUCGCCGGCCGCUGAAUCAACGCCGCACGACUAUGUGGAGGAGGAGGAUGACCACUCUCCCUUCACUAAGGGCAUCAUAGCGGUCGUGGGUUCGCAGGCGAAGCCACACAUAUGCUACCACUAUCCGCUCACUCCGGUCUACAUCAAGCUCCCCAAGUCCAUCAGGGAGAUCGGUGAUAUCUACUUGCAGAUGGUGAUGCCCGUCGACUUUAAAAGGGUGAACUGGGAGUUCACGCACUCGGCGGACACACGCCACGUGUGGAACUCCACCGAGAUCAUGAGCACGGGCCACCACUCGGUGCGCGUAACCUUCCAGGACUUGGUUGAUGGCAAGGAGGACAAGUACGAGUGGCACAACUCGGACGUCGGCUCGGUGACACCCGUCUUCAAGCCGCACAGCGAACACUUCAUGCAGCUCCACUACGACGACGAAGAGAAGCAGCUCGUCACAUACGUCAACGGACGCGAGUACAACAGGCACGACAUGGAUGAAGGCGGCAUCGCCAACGAGUUCACCCUGUACGGCACCGUCUUCAUACCCGAACUGGUCAUCCCGUGCGAGUUCAAGACAAUGCCACUCACAGUUAACCUGAACGGGGCAGUGGCAUACAACGACACCUACACCAUCCGAUUCCACGUGAAACCACCUGGCAAGAAGCUGACGCUGAACUUUGGCGAGAUCACGUUCAACAUCGACCUGGAGGAGCACCAGGACGAGAUGCACCGAUCCACGCACGAGGAGCUGCAGGUGUCCUCGCACUCGAGCUGCGCCUUCCUCAGCCUGAACCGCAAGAUGAUCGCCAACUCGAUGCGCCGGCUGGUCACGCCCAUGAUGAUCAUCGACGGCGACAUCCAGAUCGUCAACCUGCAGAUCGGAAAGGGCUAAAAGCUGGGCUGCUAUACCCUCACAUUCUUACCUUUCUCCUCGGUCCUGGUUUAUUCACUCAAUUGCUUCUCCGUGCACGGUGGUGGGUUAAUAAAGCCUUUCUUUUUCUACCGCAUA